Messenger RNA from Cephus cinctus (wheat stem sawfly), 953 nucleotides. RefSeq names its product pupal cuticle protein Edg-91. The transcript is spliced from 4 exons. The coding region runs from base 152 to 790 and encodes 212 amino acids. The record is from RefSeq and is a predicted model, not a curated record. NCBI's taxonomy places the organism in Eukaryota, Metazoa, Arthropoda, Insecta, Hymenoptera, Cephidae.
GUGAAAAAUGGAGGGAGGCAAAUAGUCAUUCUCGCAUAUCAUCAAGUGGGAGAUGCUUGAAACAUAUAUAAGUAAAGGAGGUUCGUCCUAAGAUCAUCAGGUGUAGAGUGUCUAAGAAGAGUCGAAGACAUUUGUCAGAUAAAAUUUAAAGAUGUAUAGUCAACUAUUUGUCAUCGCAUUAUUAUCGACUGUCUUGGUACUGGCAGAGGAUGCUAUCCAAGAACAAAAUACGUUGUUGAAGCUUGAGGCUAAUUUGAAUACGCCUUUGGAUGAGGAUGCUUCUGUAUCCAGAGAAAAAAGAACUUUGCUCUUGAAGAAAAAGUUAGUUGGCGUCGGAGCCCUUGGACUUGGGGUUGGAAUUGGCAUAGGGGCACUUAAAGGAUAUGGUGGGUAUGGUGGAUACGGCGGUGGUUACGGCGGUGGUUAUGGAGGUUAUGGAGGUUAUGGUAGUCAUGGUGGUUAUGGAGGUUAUGGCGGCCACGGUGGUUAUGGAGGUUAUGGAAGACCCAGCUACAUUGAGCGUCCUGUUUACGUUGACAAACCGUAUUACGUAGAAAAGCCAUAUUAUGUCGAGAGGCCUGUUUACUAUCAACAACCUAGCUACGGUUAUGGACAGCCCAGCUAUGGUGGUUAUAAUAAUGGUUACGGAAAUAGUCAAGCCAGUAGUCAAGCGAGUAGCUGGAGUGCUGGUGGUAAUUUUGGACCAAUUUCUGCAGGUGUUUCUUCGAGUCAAGCUAGCGCUAGUGCCAGUUCCGGAUGGAACGGAGGAUACGGAGGAUACAAUUACUGACCACGUAUUGAUAAAUGAGAAUUAAGCUGACUCUAAGCAUAGAGUAAAAAUAGGCGACGUCAUGAUGAUCAUGACAUUCAUUAUGUAACUUGACGUACCUCUGAUACCGUAUGGUUUAAUUUUAAGUAUUUUUUUGUACAAAAUAAAAUUUUACAUCAUCAUA